AUAUCUUGAUAAAGCACACCAGCACGGUGACCUCAGUCCGAUAAAUUGCAGUGUCCUCAGGAAUUCCAGUUUUCAAGGAAAGGUCAUGGCGUCUGUGUCGAUUGGCAGCUUGUCUGCGCUGGCUCUGGUUCUCAUCAUUGUUUGCGCCUGGACCGCUCCAGCGAAUGCAAACUAUUGUUUCCCAAUGAGAUGUGACAACGGGACUCUGAAAUCCGACAGGUGUAAAGCAGGUAUGGACAUGGACGAAUGCUACAACAAGGUCUCGAAAGGCACCUUCAAUGUGCCGUUCAGAGAACCUCCAGUAUUCCACUACGGCCUGAGUCACGUAGAUAUAGAGGUUGGACCGGCACAGAGGACCUUGACAAGCAUCGUAGAGAUCACUAGCACAGACUUCGCUAUCCGUUGGGAAUGUGAAAAACCAGCAUUUUGCUAUGGCACUGACAUUAACUGGUUCGCAUGUGGACUUGUGUAAUAAAUACAGUCGAUGCAUGGAAGGAAAAAAAAAACACUUAUAAUCUACAAAUCCAAAUGUCUACGUUUUCCGCUCUGGUUUGGCCUUGAGAGAUACUGAGGCAAAUAAAAUAUAUAACGGUACUGUAAAAAACCGAAUAUUCUCCAAAAAUAAUCAAGUUACUGAAUUUCAAAUGAUUUUCGUUUAUUUCUGCAAUGAACUGUCUGCAUGAAAUUCCUCGAUGUAAAUAAAACAGUUUAAACUUCA
This is a messenger RNA of Liolophura sinensis, 718 nucleotides long. RefSeq lists its product as uncharacterized. Gene Ontology annotation, molecular function: carbohydrate binding. Gene Ontology annotation, biological process: cell adhesion. The record is from RefSeq and is a predicted model, not a curated record. Bases 86 to 472 code for a protein of 128 amino acids. NCBI's taxonomy places the organism in Eukaryota, Metazoa, Mollusca, Polyplacophora, Chitonida, Chitonidae. The transcript has 4 exons.